Messenger RNA from Closterium sp. NIES-65, 3177 nucleotides. The record is from the annotation of a GenBank genome assembly. Lineage: Eukaryota; Viridiplantae; Streptophyta; Zygnematophyceae; Desmidiales; Closteriaceae.
AUGUGCACUCUAGAGCCUCAACCGCCCCCGGCGCGCGGCCGCCACGCGGACAUUUUAUGGGGGAGUGAAAAAAAAGAGAGCGUGCGAGGGGAGCAGCAGCAGCGCAGGCUGCACGAUGAGCGGCGGGCGGAGGAGGAGCGCAGGGAGAUGUGGCAGCAGAAGCUUCUCAGGGACCUGGCGGUGUCAGCGCGUGAGCCUGCGGACUGGCUGAACAAGCUGCUCGUGCUGCUCUGGCCCAACGUGCUGCACCCCCGCUCUCUCGCCGCCACGCAGGCCGCCAUGCAGAGCAUCAUGGACAAGGAUGUGCCGCCGCAUGUGCAAUCAGUGGAGAUUCUAGAGAUGGAUUUCGGAGACGCAGCGCCGCAAGUGGGUCCCCUCGGCCUGUUCUGGUCAACGCGCCAGCCGCACAAGACCCACUCAACUGCCCGCCAUGGGGGUGCCGCUGCUGCUGCUGCUGCUGGGCUCACGGCUGACGGGCAGUCCAGUGGUGGAUUAGCAGGAGGAGGGGGAGGAGGAGUAGUAGGGGGAGAAGGAGAGGGCGGGACGGAGGGCGCAAGGGAACAGCGUGAGCAGCACGAGAGUGAGCGUGGGAACGAGCACACGCAGGGGGAGCAGGGGGGGGAGGAGGAGCAAGGGCUGAAUGUGGACGUGCGGUGGGGCAGCAGCGGGCUGUCUGUGGUGCUGGCAGUGCACUUCGCCUCAGACGCCCCUUUCCCCUCCUCCUCCUCGCACUCCCUCCUGCCCGCCUCCUCGUCGCUCUCCUCGUCACAGCACGGCACGCCGCACUCCCUCGCCUCCUCCUCCUCUGUGGCUCCCGCCGGGUUCAAGAUCCAGCUGGCUAUAUCUAACGUCGCUGUUGCCGGCACGGUGCGCGUGGUGCCGGUGUGCAAUGGCGGCGCGCUGCUGUGGUCGUUUGUGCGCCCGCCCGCCGUGUCCUUCUCCCUCGCCCUGCACCACCACACCAACGCCGACGCCGCGCUCUUCCUCAUCGCCGGCUUCGACGACUGGCUGGUGAGAGGGGCCGCAUGGGGUUGCCUGACGCGAGUGCUCUCGUCCUACAUUGCAGCCCAUGCUGUUGACCCAGUCAAGCAGCUGCUACCCCUCACGCUCCCUCCUCCCUCCCUCUCCCCCGCUCCUCCCCUACUCCUCCCCGCUCCCCUCCCCUCCGUUGUGGGCGGUUACCUCUCGCUCUCCCUCCUCUCCGCCUCCAAUCUCGUCCAACCAUCUGAUUCUCCUAGCAACGCCCCGCCUCCUCCAUCUGCUGCCGCUGCUAAUGCUGCAGCGGCACCAGCGCCAUUGCCAGAAGCAGGGGCAGGGGCUGCAGGGGAGGAGGCGAGGGGGGCAGUGGUGGGUCCAUGUGUGGUGGAGGUGCAGUGUGGGGAUAUACGUAGAGCUUCCUUGCCCAGCGUCACUUCAGGCCGAAACCCCAUGUGGUCCUCCGCACCUACUGCAGCUGCUGCUGCUGCUGGGGAUGCAGGGGAAGGAGGUGCAGCAGGAGGGGGAGCGGUGGCAGGAGCGGUGGCAGGAGGGGAGGAGGGCGCGAUGCUGCUGUGGGGCAAUGGGCCACGCUUCUCCCUCACUCUCACAGUCUGCGAGCUCUCCGGGAAAGUGGCUGCAGCAGCUGCUGCUGUCGCUGCCGAUGGUGCAGCAGCAGUAGCAGCAACAGCAGGAGGAGGAGGCGGAGGGGAUCGUGGUGGUGGGGCUGUGGGUGUGGCCUCUUGUGUGGUGCUCGGGACAGCACAGCUGCACGUGGCGUAUACGGGAGUGGAUGGCAGCGCAGGGGACGCCACCCCCUAUGCUGUGCUGUGGGGCAUGGGUCCGCACCGCCUGCCUGUAGUGCGCCGUGUGCCGCUCUCGCCCUCCUCCCUGCGCCCUGUCACCAUCUCCCUCGCCCUCGACUACCCGUCUACCUCGGGAUCUAUCCGCAUUCGCCUCUCUCCACCCUCCUGGCUGCCCACCCCUUCCCCCACUCCCUCACUCCCCUUCACUCCACCAUCCCUCUUCCCUCCUCCGCACCUCGUCCCCUCCCUUCUCGCCUCCUCCUCCUCGUCGUCCUCCUCUCCGCCCGCCCUGCCACCCGCGCCCCCCUCGUUCACGGGGCGCAGCAUCCGAGUGACAGUGGUGGAGGGCCGGCGCGUGUGGGAGAGCAGGGAUGGGAGAGCAACGGGCGUGGGCAUGGGGGGCAAGGGCGCAGGGGGAGGAGUGCCGGGGAUAGUGGUGGAGGUGGAAUAUGGCAAGCAAAGGGUGCGCACGAGGGCCAUUCCAGACACCAACCCCGUGUGGGGGGACGCGCUGCAGCUGCGCGAGGUGGCGGGGGCGGCACCCCUGCUGCACGUGCGCUGCCUCGCCUUCUCCUCGCUCGCUCCCUGGUCGCCCAUCUCCCUCGGCCACGCCUCUCUCUUCCUCCAGCCGGCAGCGCUACAGGGCGAUGCGGGGCUGUGGCUGCCCAUGGGCGGGGUGGGGGGCUCAGGGGACGUGCACCUCAUGCUGGCUCUCGAGCCACCGCACGCACAGGGGCUGGAGGCAGGCGCAGCAGCAGAAGCAGCAGUGGGAGGAGGAGGAGGGGGAGAGGGAGUGGCAGUGGAUGGUGGGCCGGGAGUGGAUGGCAGCACCGGUACUGGCAAGCGGCCAAGCAGUGUGCUCAGGGUUCGUCCCCUUCCCUUUCUCUCGCUCCACUCAUUCUUGGGGGCUGCAGGUGACGGUGGUGGGCGCGUGCAGGGGUCUACUCCUGAAGCGCCUAAAAAACGCCAACUUCUAUCCUCCAUACUCGUCUCCUCCCCUCUCCCCUACACCCCCUGGCGCAUCCCUCCCCUCCUCUUCUCCCAUCAGGCCCUGUCACGCAAGGACCGUGCAGUGUCAUCGCGGCGGCUGCAGGUGACAGUGGUGGGCGUGCGUGGACUGGCAUCGCACCCUGCUGUUGUGGCCGCCAAGGGCAAGGCACCCGACACAUAUGCCACCGUGCGCUAUGGCGCUACCAAGAGGCGCACCAAGGUGGUGCAUCGCAGUCUAGCACCAGAGUGGCAAGCGCUCUUUGACCUGCCAGACACGGGAGAGGACCUCGAGGUCACAGUCAAGGAGCCCCACGGCCUUGCUCUCGCCCUCUCCACCACCCUCCCCCUCGGGUCGUGCCGUGUGGACUAUAGCGGCUUGCGCCCGGGGUCCUCCCAGGAGUUGUGA